UAGCUGAGCUGAGGCACUGUCCUCGGGCAGCAGCAAAAAUUCCCAGCAUCAUCUGCGCCAUGUCAGCACCCAAUAGGCAAUCAAUGGUGCACUGUACAACGAUAAGAUCUCCUCUUGAUCCCAAUGCAACUUUCCUGUAAAUUCUUCUUUUCGUUCUGCUCCCAACUUUGUCAUUUCUAUCCAAUCAUGUUUGUCUUCCAUGUUCCUCCUUUUGCCAUCUUUUACAUGACAUAACCUUCUCGGCUUCUCGCACCGGCUUUUCGCAUGUCGAACGAGGAAAUUCGGUAAGAUUGCGUUUCGAUCGGAGCCCUUGCCAAUGCAAAUGCGCAAGAACCAACCCAUGAGGAUCGAUCAGCCAUUACUUAAUCCAUUUCAUGAGCUUUACCAGGCCUAUUGCCGAAACGCUCACCAACUUUUCUAGGUACAGAAAAAAAGCUCAUCCUGUGUGCUAAUGAGGCACUUUGCUCUCCGAAAAGCCGCUUAUAUACAGAAGAUGGGCUACAGCUACACACCAUCAUGGAUGCUGCUUCAGAAUCCUCUAUCUCUCUGCCCAUCUUCUUCCACGGCAAGGUCGCUAUAAAAUAGGCGAGGAUCCGGAAGCUCCAUGUGAACCCCACCCAUGGAUGCAGCAGAACAGUGAGUGAUUGGCAGCGCAGCAACUGUUUUAAGAAAGCCUGGAGGAGGAGGAGAAGAGAGAUGGCGAGGCUCCCCGCGAUGCGCCUGGCUGUGGUCGCCCUGGCCCUGUGCUGCUGCUGCUGCCUCACCCAUGCUGCUGCUGACACCGCGUUUCCUCCUGGAUUGAAGGUCGCGCAGCAUACCAGAGCGGCUCCGCCUUCGUGCGGCACAGACGAUCAGGUGGCCGCCGUGGCGGGAGAAGCGGAGGCGGCCGGCGCCGGCGCCGGCGCCGGCGGGAGGAUGGAGCUGGAGCUGGAGGACUACCCGGGCUCCGGCGCUAACGACCGGCACUCGCCAUGGGGCCAGCAGCGGAGGAAUUGACGAGCUCAUCGCGUUGGCGUGCAGAGGAAUGGACUUCUGAUAGAAUCCAGAGCAUCUUGUUCAGAGUUCAGAGUUGACUACUGUAUACUACUACCGUAUCUGUACCGUAAUGCUGUACACGUUAGCCUGUAUAUGUACGUCAAAUAUCAGGUCGUGAUGAGAGACUUAUCAACGGUCCAGUUGUUUCUAUUUGAAUUUUCUUCCUUCUUAAUACAAAGAUACGGGUUUUCUAUC
Messenger RNA from Panicum virgatum (switchgrass), 1230 nucleotides. RefSeq lists its product as uncharacterized. Bases 697 to 996 code for a protein of 99 amino acids. NCBI's taxonomy places the organism in Eukaryota, Viridiplantae, Streptophyta, Magnoliopsida, Poales, Poaceae. The record is from RefSeq and is a predicted model, not a curated record. The transcript has 3 exons.